AUGACUGGUAUUCAAAGCUUCACAGUCCUGUCGUUCGGGUUUGUCGGCCUCGGGAAUAUGGGCUCUGUGAUGAGUUUGAACCUGGCCGGCUAUGCCCAGAAGCAAGGAUUCCCAAAGGUCAAACUAUGGAAUCGCUCUCGCGGUAAAGCUAAUGAACUCGCUAAACAAGGAUUCAUUGAAGUAGCCGAUACACUGGAGAGUAUAGCAACAGACUGCACCAUCAUUCAUACGUGCCUUGCAAACGACGAGGUUGCUCUCUCGGUUUACCGCCGGAUUCUGACAGCUGCCAAGCCAGGACUUAUACUCGUGGAUCACUCAACAUUAUAUCCAACGACAUCCUCGACACUACAUGCCGAAGCCGAAGCUACAGGCUCAAGUUUUUUAUCUUAUCCCAUAUUGGCUGUAUUAAAGGAGUAUAUCGUACCAACAAUUGGAAGAGCCAUUAUCGACUGCGGCGAAGACACGAGAAAAGAGGCACUUCUCAAGAUCUUAGGAAACAGCUGUAUUCUUGGUACGAUCGAGCUCAUGUCGGAGAAUUUCACUCUAGCCGAGAAAGCGGGAUUUGACGCCAGGUUAUUCUACGAAUUUAUACCUUGGGUAAACUACGGGAAGAAGAUUCGGGACGGGGCUUUCAGUGGCGCCACGGGAUUCACUCUGCCCGGCGGGAUGAAGGACGCGACAUACAUACGGCGACUAGGUGCUGAAAAUUCUACACCGACUCCUGUCAUUGAUCACGCAUGGAACCAUCUCACCACCGCUAAGGCUCUCGGUGGUGAGGGGUUGGAUUGGAGUUCGUGCGCCGCCGGGAUGCGAGUUACAGCGGGUUGCCACCGUUUAAGGGCGAAGACUUCAGUUUAA
Messenger RNA from Daldinia caldariorum, 858 nucleotides. Its product is annotated as NAD(P)-binding protein. Gene Ontology annotation, molecular function: oxidoreductase activity, acting on the CH-OH group of donors, NAD or NADP as acceptor; NADP binding. Lineage: Eukaryota; Fungi; Ascomycota; Sordariomycetes; Xylariales; Hypoxylaceae. The transcript has 3 exons. The coding region runs from base 1 to 858 and encodes 285 amino acids. The record is from RefSeq and is a predicted model, not a curated record.